Messenger RNA from Asterias rubens (European starfish), 1242 nucleotides. RefSeq names its product phosphatidylcholine transfer protein-like. Lineage: Eukaryota; Metazoa; Echinodermata; Asteroidea; Forcipulatida; Asteriidae. The coding region runs from base 54 to 770 and encodes 238 amino acids. The transcript is spliced from 5 exons. Gene Ontology annotation, molecular function: phosphatidylcholine binding; phosphatidylcholine intramembrane carrier activity. The record is from RefSeq and is a predicted model, not a curated record.
UGUUGCUUCUCCUCCUCCAUAAUCUUAACAAUACAUUACACUGAUAAUUAGCAAUGGACUUCACGGAUGAAGAAUUUGAAGAAGCUUGCUCUGAGCUGGACAAUCCAAGAAUUUCGGACUAUGAGUUCUUUGUUGAGUCUUCAGGUGUACAGAUCUACCGCAAAUAUCAAGAGGACUCAGGAUUGUAUGAAUACAAGGUAUUUGGGACAUUAAGUGGUGUUGGACCAGAGACUUGCGCCAAGGUGUAUGUUGAUCUGGAGUACCGGAAAACAUGGGACAGUUAUGUCAACAAGUUGUAUAAAGUUAAAGAUGGUGACAGAGAGGGCGUUUACUGGAGAGUCAACUACCCAUUCCCAAUGUCAUCAAGAGAUUACGCGUUUAUACGAGAGUCAAGAGAGUUUGAAAUUAAUGAUGAGCACGUAUGGGUGAUCCUGGGUCGCAGUGUUCCCUUUGCCUCCAAACCGCCUGUGGCUGGUGUCAUCAGGGUGGAUGAUUUCAAGCAAAGUAUGGCAAUCAAAGCAAGUGGUGAUGGUUCAAAAGCGUUCAUGCAUUACUAUGACAACCCUAAAGGAAUGAUACCAACAUGGCUGGUCAACUGGGCUGCCAAAGUAAGUCAUUUUUUUUACUGCGAUCAAAUAGUUUUCAGGAAUAAGAAUUUCAUCAAUUCAUGUUCCUUUUGUGUUGGAAAAUGUACAAUUAAUCAGCUAAAAUUUGCAUAUACUGCAAUUUCUAUUUCAACCUGUUUGUUUCUGGUAAAUAUAUUUGGAUAAAGCUUAUGAAGCACCAGUGGUUUGUUCUCCUUUAUUAUUUUUUGUUUUGUCAUUUUCAAAAUUGGGCCUUUUCCUACUCUAAGAAAAAGCAGGGCUCCAUUUCACAAAGCAUUAAAAUUCAUUGUAAAGAACAAUUGUCGGUGUAACAAUAGUGAUUUGUAUAGUGACGUAAAAUAACACUUUACUAAGCAACUACUCUAAAGUUCUUUUUCGGGUUAUAAGUCAGUUUGACACAGGUUUAGGUCAGUUUGGCACAGAUUUGGGUUCAGACCCCUGGGGACAAUUCUGGCCCAAAGUUUUUAGAGUGAUAAGAUUCUUUGUUUGUUAUACAUAAAUAUGAAAUCUUAAAAUAUCAAUAUUUUUUUGUACCGUUUCCUAGACUGGAGUUCCUGGUUUCAUGCAAUCCAUGACAGAUGCAUGUAAUGGUUAUCCAGAAUACCUGGCUAAAUUGGAAAGGAGUAAAGGCACGACA